GAAAUAAACUAGGCGAAACGGAAACGACUACAACAAGCCUUUUUAUUUUGAUAUAAAUACCACCUGACACGAUUUAUAACGGCCAAUCGCCUGAAAGCAAGCCACAGUUGGGCGAAGUCUCGCUCGUAAGGAGAGGAACUCGAAAACGGUUUCAAAAGAUUCGCACACUCUUUUCGAAGGACCUUGAAAGUGGACUGUUCUCGGCUUUUGUCUCGAGACCUUUCGAUAGUUAUUUCAAGGUUUAAAAUGAAGGUUCUUUGCGUGACGUUAGUACUGAUGGCGCUUGUGUGCUCGGUACAGAGCCGAAACCUGAGACACAAAGACUAUGAACGAGAAUUACAAGAUUACAGACGUGAUUUUGCAAGAGCGCUAAGUAUGGUAGAACAAGACGCAUUUCUGCCCAAACCCCGACCAGGCCGAAGAGAACAGGACUCUUCCAAUUAUGAAUUUCCCCCAGGCUUUCACAGACCCGGAAAGAAAAGGUCCUUCAAGGAAGAAAAGUAGAAGUCAAACCAGACACCACUAAGUGCCGUAGCACCAAAAGACAGGCGCAUCGAUCUGCCGCUGACCGUUGCCCAUGCGGCAGCCAUUGUUUUAGGUUAACUGUAUUAUACCAUUUAGGUUUGUUCUCCGUGUAAUAUAAUAUAAAUGAGUUCUAGUAAAA
Molecule: messenger RNA, 664 nt
Organism: Nematostella vectensis (starlet sea anemone)
Lineage: Eukaryota; Metazoa; Cnidaria; Anthozoa; Actiniaria; Edwardsiidae
Exons: 8
Coding region: 247-504 (85 amino acids)
Source: RefSeq, a predicted model, not a curated record